Rhagoletis zephyria (snowberry fruit fly) is the source of this 783-nucleotide messenger RNA. RefSeq lists its product as uncharacterized. NCBI's taxonomy places the organism in Eukaryota, Metazoa, Arthropoda, Insecta, Diptera, Tephritidae. The record is from RefSeq and is a predicted model, not a curated record.
AAGGCCAAACAAAAAUCCCAAGAUUUGAGAAAUGCUAUGGAGCGAAGCGGGGUAAAUUCAUCAAUUACCGAAAAACAUCUCAGUAACCUCGACGAGCGCAUCAUUGGCGUGAUGACCACAGUGGCAGUGGUCGGUCAAAGAGAAGUUAGUGAGCCACUGAGAAGUUCCGGCGCAGUAACUAGCGUGGAAUUAUUUGACGCCCCUGUGGACCACUUUGAGAUAGAGUUUCUUGAAGGAGGCGAUGAGGAACCGCAAAUGGCACCGGAUAUGGUUCCUCAGGAUCCACUUCCACCACAACGUCGGGCUCCCAAACGCAAAAAUUACUCUUUAGAAGAACGCAGAGUCGUCUUGGCGGAAAGAAAAAUUGCGGCGCUGGAGAAAAGAAACUCUAUAGAAGAGAGAAAGGUCGACGUAUUGUCCAAUAUCUUAAAUGAAUUGGAUUUACUUCUACAAAGGUGAUUGGUCUCGGAGUGAUCGUAGAAAUACAGAUAUUUGAGUUUUACGGUAUGUUGGCAAUGAAUUAUGAACGGUACUCAGACGUUUAUAUUUUGACGUUUAACUGAUUUUUUGAACUUUAAUAUUUCUUUUAUAAAAAUAUAGUAAAUUCAAUAACAUAUACCACAUCUAUCGUUGCUUUAAACUUUGUGCGAAAGUCGCGAAAAAUCAACAAAUUACGAAAAGCUGUGAUCAAAAUUUAAAAGCUUUUAUCAGAAUUUUUAGAAAAUGUUUACGUACGCAGAUAUAUAGCCUUCAAUUUCAGUUCCAUAAAAUGCAAGUUUGAAG